AAAAAAAAAAAAAGAAGAGGCUAUAUUCGCUUUUCUAGCCCAACCAUAUAGUUGUGUGAAGGUAACAGUGUGCUACUUGCUAUGGUGGUUUGGGUUCGAAACAUGCACAUGCACGAAUCAAUAUGAUAUUGACGCAUGGUUUGCUUUCCUCAUAAUUUUGGCUAUGGCUUCAAAUUUUCAUGUAGAUUAAGCUACAGCAUAGUGAUUGAUGUUGGAUUCACAGACAAAGAUGUCUGCCCAACUCGUUAAACCCAUCACUCACCAUCAGCUGCCAACUUCUUCACAACUGAACCGUGGUUCCAAGAAUCCCCUUUCUCACAAGCCCACUGGCAUUUCGUUUCAUAGACGAGAGCCGACCAGCCAAACCAUGCUCAUUUCUCUGCAAACAGAUACCCAUGCCUUCAUAUUUGAUAAACCAGUAAAUUCUACUUCAUAUGCUACGGUUCUCGAAUCCUGUAAAUGCCCACAUUUGGGAAAACAGAUUCAUGCCCACACCAUCAAAACUGGGUUUCACGGAGUCGAGUUUGUGGGUACCAAACUGCUCCAGAUGUAUUCGAGAUGUGGUUGUUUGGAGGAUGCAGUUGUUUUGUUUGAUGGUUUGCCCCUAAGAAACUUGUACUCUUGGACUGCUAUUCUUGGUGUUCAUGUUGAUCAUGGCUUCUUUGACGAAGCGCUUUUUCUGUUUUUAGAGUUGCAAUUGGAAGGUAUUGGGUUGGAAUUUUUCGUGUUUCCAUUACUGUUUAAGAUUUGUAGUGGACUGGGGGGACUAGAACUGGGGAGACAAUUCCAUGCGAUUGCGAUAAAGUUUCAAUUUUUUGCGAAUAAAUAUGUGGGUAAUGCUCUGGUAGAUAUGUAUGGCAAAUGCGGAAGCUUAGAUGAUGCCAAAAAAGUUAUAACGAAGAUGGUGGAGAAGGACCAUGUUUCAUGGAAUUCUAUUAUCACAGCAUGUGCCACCAAUGGGAGGGUGUAUGAGGCAUUGGAUUACUUGAAUAGAAUGCAUUCGGAUAAGUUGACGUCCAAUCUUGUUUCUUGGAGUGCAGUUCUGGGAGGCUUCUCACAGAAUGGUUAUGAUGAGGAAGCCAUAGAGUUGUUGUUCAGAAUGCAAGCAGCAGGAUUCAGGCCAAAUGCACAAACCUUGGCGAGUGUUCUUCCGGUUUGUGCUAGACUUCGAAGACUAGGUAUGGGGAAAGAAAUCCAUGGAUAUAUCACCAGACAUGGUUUUUUGUCCAACCCUUUUCUUUUAAAUGGUUUGGUCGACAUGUACAGGAAAUGUGCUGAUAUGAGAAGUGGUUUCAAGAUAUUUUCCAAUUUUUUGAUCAAAAGCACACUCUCAUACAAUACCAUGGUUGUUGGGUAUUUUGAGAAUGGUGACAUCUCCAAAGCCAAGGAGUUAUUUGAUCAGAUGGAAUCAACAGGCGCCGAGAGGAACUUAGUUUCCUGGAACUCAAUGAUUUCAGGGUAUACAGACAAUUUUUUGUUUGAUGAAGCGUUAGGAACGUUUCAAGAAUUACUGUCAGAGGGGAUUGAACCUGAUUCGUUUACUCUAGGAAGUGUUCUUACUGCUUGUGCUGGUAUGCCAUCCUUUAGACUAGGGAAGGAGAUACAUUCCCAAGCUAUUUUAAGGGGUCUGCAGUCUAACUCCUUUGUUGGUGGAGCUCUAGUAGAGAUGUAUACUAGAUUUGAAGAUCUACCGGCUGCUCAGAUGGCUUUUGAUGAAGUAAGUGAAAGGGAUAUGGCUACUUGGAACAUUUUGAUCUCUGGCUAUGCCCGUUGCAAUCAAAUAGAAAAAAUCCAAAAUUGUCUUCAAAAGAUGAGAGAAGAUGGUUUUGAACCGAAUAUAUAUACUUGGAAUGGCAUACUAGCUGGUUAUGUGGGAAACAACCAUUUUGACUCGGCAAUGGAGCUGUUCUCUGAAAUGCAAACUUCAAAUCUAAGGCCUGAUAUAUACACAGUUGGAAUCAUGUUACCAGCGUGUUCAAGGUUGGCCACAAUCGAGAGAGGUAAGCAGCUUCAUGCACAUUCAAUUAGAUGCGGGUAUGACUGGGACGUUUACAUAGGAGCAGCUCUUGUAGAUAUGUAUGCAAAAUGUGGAAGCUUGAAACAUGCAUUGCAGGCUUAUAACAGGAUUACAAACCCUAAUUUGGUCUCCCAUAAUGCCAUGCUGACUGCAUAUGCCAUGCAUGGAUAUGGGGAGGAGGGAAUUACUUUCUUCUUCAGAAUGUUGGAAGAUGGGUUUAGACCGGACUACAUAACUUUCUUAUCUGUUCUUUCAUCUUGUGUUCAUGCUGGAUCAGUCGAAACAGGUUAUGAAUUCUUUGCUUCGAUGCAGUAUUACAAUUUGAAACCCACACUAAAGCAUUACACAUGCAUGGUUGAUCUUCUAAGCCGUGCAGGUCAGCUUAAUGAGGCUUACAAAUUCGCCAAGAAACUUCCCAUGGAACCCGACUCGGUUCUGUGGGGUGCUCUGCUUGGAGGCUGUGUUGUCCAUGGUAAUGUUGAGUUGGGAGAAACGGUGGCGAAGAAGCUAACGGAGUUGGAACCUAAUAAUACAGGGAACUACGUUUUGUUGGCUAACUUGUAUGCUUACAAAAGAAGAUGGAAUGAUUUAGCCAGAAUAAGACAGUUAAUGAAGGAUAAAGGAAUGCAUAAGGACCCCGGAUGCAGUUGGAUUGAAGAUAGAGAUGAAAUCCACGUGUUCCGUGCUUGUGAUAAAUCUCACAGGAGAGCAACAGAGAUAUAUGACACCGUGAAUAAUCUAAUUUCCCAUAUAAAAACAGCUAAUUUGUAA
Messenger RNA from Ziziphus jujuba (common jujube), 2788 nucleotides. RefSeq names its product pentatricopeptide repeat-containing protein At2g13600. The transcript has a single exon. Gene Ontology annotation, molecular function: protein binding; RNA binding. NCBI's taxonomy places the organism in Eukaryota, Viridiplantae, Streptophyta, Magnoliopsida, Rosales, Rhamnaceae. The coding region runs from base 209 to 2788 and encodes 859 amino acids. Gene Ontology annotation, biological process: RNA modification. The record is from RefSeq and is a predicted model, not a curated record.